CACACAUUCAUGCUCUGAACAGUGGUUUUGAUUAUUCUUUCAUUUAUACUCUGCCUGACUGUGCGUGAUCAUCUUCUUAUCCUAUCUUCUUGAUUGGGACUCUUCAAUCCUCUCUUGCUGAAGCAUCAUCAUGGAGAAGUGUCAGUUUGGCCUGGUUUUGCUGUUGGUGUUGUGCGCCGUGCUGCCAGCUGAAGCCCAGCCCCCUAACGUGAUACAUCGCUACAGAAAUUUCCUGAAUCAGCAUGUUUACAUAGACAUGACCGAAAGAAAGUGUACUAGUGAGAUCUACAAGAGAAAAAUCACUGAUGGUAACACCAACAAUUGCAAAGAAGUGAACACCUUCAUAAAGGCCAAUUCUAACCUGGUCAAGGCUGUGUGUGGGAAAGCCACGCGUAAUUAUACAAGCGGCCAGCCUUUCACUGUGGUCACAUGCAAACUACACAGUGGAGAAAGACGGCCACGCUGUGACUACGGCAAAAAAGGUCAUCAGAGCACUCGAUACAUUAAUAUAUCAUGUGAUCAGGGUUGGCCCGUGCAUUACAUAGAAGACCAUAUUUUGUAGGCUGAAAUGUCGAAGGUCAGAUGUUUAGUGACCAAUGAAUCUGCAACUAAACUAAUGGUUAAUGAUCCUGAAAUACGCUGAUUGAGCUGCUUUUUUUUUUUUUUUUUUUUACUUUAGUGAACUUCUGCGGUGGUUGUGUUGAAGCCAGGAAAGACAUUUUCUUUCAAUCACUUUGUUGAUCUUUUAUUUCUCUGUAUUAAUGACAUUAUAUACAUUCUGAAAUGUUCAUGUUCAUACGUUUUAGUCCAGACUUGUAACACAUUGGGUUAAUGCAACUUUCGAAUAGAAUGGGCUCCUGAAAUCAGAAAAGAGCAGUUUAAAAUGUUACAUCUCGUUGACUUUUUGAGUUCAGAAUGACGAGUGAAGGAAAUGAACAUUUGUGUGAUUGCAUGUACUCUAUGGAUAUGAAAAACAUAUGGUGUGAUAACUGUACAACAAAUCCGUCACUGUUUAUUGGUAUAUCGUGAGAUUUUAUAUAAUCCCACCAAAAAAAACCCAGGUUUUAAAUGCAUCAUUUCUACAGACUUUGCUUAGUUUGCUUGUAAAAUCAGUAGCGUUCAUCUUUAUUAAAUCAAUAAAGCAUCGCAAAAUCA
This is a messenger RNA of Pangasianodon hypophthalmus (striped catfish), 1155 nucleotides long. Its product is annotated as ribonuclease-like 3. Gene Ontology annotation, biological process: angiogenesis; defense response to Gram-positive bacterium; defense response to Gram-negative bacterium. The record is from RefSeq and is a predicted model, not a curated record. Gene Ontology annotation, molecular function: nucleic acid binding; RNA nuclease activity. Bases 131 to 562 code for a protein of 143 amino acids. The transcript is spliced from 2 exons. Lineage: Eukaryota; Metazoa; Chordata; Actinopteri; Siluriformes; Pangasiidae.